Mercurialis annua (annual mercury) is the source of this 857-nucleotide messenger RNA. Its product is annotated as S-protein homolog 21-like. Bases 76 to 507 code for a protein of 143 amino acids. NCBI's taxonomy places the organism in Eukaryota, Viridiplantae, Streptophyta, Magnoliopsida, Malpighiales, Euphorbiaceae. The record is from RefSeq and is a predicted model, not a curated record. The transcript has a single exon.
AAACCAAUUUCACUACAAAUAGAAGUUAGCUUAUGAAAUCCAUAGCGAUCAUCAAAACACCAAUUGUUUCAAAACAUGAGAGCUCCCAAAACUUACGCCGCACACUUGGUCGUGUUAGUAAUGUUAGCCAUGAACGAAGCUUGUUUCGGAAUUGAAGUCGGAGAAAGAUACAAUGUGUACAUUAUCAACAACUUGAAUCAUAAUGUCCUAAAAAUUCAUUGCAAAUCGAAAGAUGAUGAUCUGGGCGAGCAUGUGCUGCGAAUAAAGGGGCAAUUUCACUUCACAUUCAAAGCAAAUUUUUGGGGAACGACGUUGUUUUGGUGUAAUUUGAAGUGGGGGAAGAAGCACGGCGGCGGAUAUCGUAUUUUCUGGUACAGAGAUGAUCUUCUUUCAAUGUGCGGAUAUAAAGAAAAGAGGUGUACUUGGUCUGCAAGAAACAGUGGCAUCCUGUUGAGAGAUGUCCGUGACGGUGGUGAGUUCAAGCAUAUGUAUGAUUGGCAAUCGUAAUGGAAUAAAUUGAAAAGAGUCAAAAGUGAAAGUUUUAUAGUACCUGAUGGAAUAAUCUGAUGUUGAUCUUACUGUUUUAUGAGAUUUUGAUUAGUAAAAAGAGAAAUUCUUAGGUAAUUCUUAUAAACGAAUUUACAAGAUUGCCAUCAUUUUAAUGACGUGUCAUUAUAUAAUAGGUUUAGUCCACGGAUGACGUGGUGGACUGAGUCUACCUAAAAAUUUCUAUAGUAAAAAAGUAUAAAGAGGUACUAACUGUAUAGAAUAUUCUGUUUGAGCCUGAACUGCUUGAGCAACAAUAUCUAAUUAUGAGAGAUUGACAUCCUUCAAAAUUCUUGCACUAAAUUCUUAAU